GAGGCGAAACUCGGCAGAAAUCGAAGCAAAUCCAUUUACACACACCGAGUGGCAAAGCAUACUGCGUAGCCUCGAGAACGAUGAGGAAGUGGACGAUCCCUUCCGCCCUGCUUCUCUUACUGCUCCUUUCUCUCCUUCCAGAUCAAGGUCACAAGUUACACGCUAGCGCGGAAGAAAGUGAGGAGCUUGUAGAUCCUCCAAAGGUAGAAGAAAAGAUCGGUGCCGUUCCUAAUGGAUUAUCUACUGAUUCGGAUGUGGCCAAGAGGGAAGCGGAAUCAAUCUCAAAGAGGUCUCUUCGCAGUAACGCAGAGAAGUUUGAAUUCCAGGCUGAGGUUUCUCGCCUCAUGGAUAUUAUCAUUAAUUCCCUCUAUAGCAACAAAGAUAUUUUCUUGAGGGAGUUGAUCUCCAAUGCUUCUGAUGCAUUGGAUAAAAUCAGAUUCCUUUCUCUCACGGAUAAGGAGAUUUUGGGUGAAGGCGAUAAUACAAAGCUUGAAAUCCAGAUUAAACUUGACAAGGAAAAGAAAAUACUUUCUAUUCGUGAUAGAGGUAUAGGAAUGACGAAAGAGGAUUUGAUCAAGAACUUGGGUACUAUUGCUAAAUCUGGAACUUCAGCUUUUAUGGAGAAAAUGCAAACCGGAGGUGAUCUUAAUCUCAUUGGGCAGUUUGGAGUUGGAUUUUACUCUGUUUAUCUUGUUGCUGACUAUGUUGAAGUCAUCAGCAAACACAACGAUGACAAACAGCAUGUAUGGGAGUCAAAGGCUGAUGGAUCAUUCGCAAUUUCUGAAGAUGUGUGGAAUGAGCCACUUGGACGGGGAACUGAGAUCAGAUUGCAUCUUCGGGAGGAAGCUGGGGAAUAUUUGGAGGAAGAUAAGUUAAAAGAGUUGGUGAAGAAAUAUUCUGAAUUCAUUAACUUCCCCAUAUACAUCUGGGCAAGCAAAGAAGUGGAGGUGGAUGCUCCUGCAGACGAAGAUGAAUCUAGUGAUGAAGAGGAAGCAUCUGAAAGCAGCUCUACAGAGGAAGAAGUGGAGGAGGAAGAUGCUGAAAAGAAGCCAAAGACAAAGAAGGUGAAGGAAACGACUUAUGAGUGGGAACUGUUGAAUGAUGUGAAGGCCAUAUGGCUGCGGAGUCCAAAAGAAGUGACAGAGGAAGAAUACACAAAAUUCUACCACUCCCUUGCUAAGGAUUUCGGUGAUGAAAAGCCCUUAGCUUGGAGUCACUUUACUGCAGAAGGUGAUGUAGAGUUCAAGGCAGUUUUGUUCGUUCCUCCCAAGGCUCCUCAUGAUCUGUACGAGAGCUACUAUAACACCAACAAAUCCAACCUGAAAUUGUAUGUCAGGCGUGUCUUCAUCUCAGAUGAGUUUGAUGAACUUCUACCCAAGUAUCUGAACUUCUUAAGGGGUCUUGUUGAUUCCGACACAUUACCGCUCAAUGUUUCGCGAGAAAUGCUUCAGCAGCACAACAGUCUAAAGACGAUAAAAAAGAAACUAAUCCGCAAGGCCCUUGAUAUGAUUCGUAAGAUUGCUGAUGAGGAUCCUGAUGAGUCCAAUGACAAAGACAGUAAAGAUGCUGAGAAGGCCAGCGACAAUGAUGAAAAGAAGGGACAAUAUGCUAGAUUCUGGAAUGAGUUUGGCAAGUCCAUAAAACUUGGUAUAAUUGAGGAUGCAACCAACAGAAACCGUCUGGCUAAGCUUCUCCGAUUUGAAAGUACCAAAUCUGGUGGCAAGUUAGCUUCGCUUGAUCAGUACAUUUCAAGAAUGAAACCAGGGCAGAAGGACAUAUUUUACAUAACAGGGGCUAGCAAAGAGCAACUAGAGAAAUCGCCAUUCCUUGAGAGGCUCACAAAGAAAAACUAUGAGGUUAUUUUCUUCACAGAUCCAGUGGAUGAGUACCUCAUGCAAUAUCUGAUGGACUAUGAAGACAAGAAAUUCCAGAAUGUCUCGAAGGAAGGAUUAAAACUUGGGAAGGACUCUAAGGACAAAGACCUCAAAGAGUCGUUCAAGGAGCUGACUAAAUGGUGGAAGGGUUCUCUCACCAGUGAGAAUGUAGAUGACGUGAAGAUAAGCAACCGUUUGGCUGACACCCCUUGUGUAGUGGUGACAUCUAAGUACGGAUGGAGUGCGAACAUGGAAAGGAUCAUGCAGUCUCAAACUCUAUCGGACGCCAGCAAGCAGGGAUAUAUGCGUGGCAAGAGAGUGCUUGAGAUCAACCCAAGGCAUCCAAUCAUCAAGGAGCUUCGGGAAAGAGUUGUCAAUGACCCGGAGGACGAGAGUGUAAAGCAGACAGCACGGCUAAUGUACCAAACUGCACUCAUGGAGAGUGGAUUCAUGCUUAAUGACCCCAAGGAUUUUGCUUCGCGCAUCUAUGACUCAGUUAAGGCAAGCUUGAAGAUAAGUCCGGAUGCUUCCGUGGAAGAGGAAGAUGAUGCAGAAGAGGCCGAGGCUGAAUCUGACACGAAGGAAGCUGCGGCUACUCCAAAAAGCAACGAAGGAGAAACUUCUAAAGAUGACACCGAUACAGAACCUUCUGCUGUCAAGGACGAGUUGUAGAUCACGAUCACCUGAAGCUGAAGGGGGUGGUGUCUUCUCUCUUCAAUUAGUGUAACCAUAGCAGCAGCUAGCUCGAAUUUUUGUUUUUUUGAAUGUAGUUUUAUCAGAAUCUACAGGAGUAAUCCCCCCGGUGAUUAAUCACGCAAGGCAAAGUUCAGUUUUCAUGAAUUAAAAAAAAGUUAAGUUUUCUAAUCUCGUUUUUAAAAGUCAUAGUUUGGUUUUCUUUCUAAUUUCGUUUGUUCCCUUGUGUUCGACAUAAUGAGCAUUUACUCUUCAACA
Messenger RNA from Nelumbo nucifera (sacred lotus), 2825 nucleotides. RefSeq names its product endoplasmin homolog. The record is from RefSeq and is a predicted model, not a curated record. Gene Ontology annotation, biological process: protein folding. Lineage: Eukaryota; Viridiplantae; Streptophyta; Magnoliopsida; Proteales; Nelumbonaceae. Gene Ontology annotation, molecular function: ATP-dependent protein folding chaperone; ATP binding; ATP hydrolysis activity.